AUGAUCAGGACCUCUGGGCUCGCCGCCGUCCUGGCGGCGAUGGUUGCGCCCCUCAGCGCCAGUCUGAUCGAGCGACUCCCCGAGCCUACAGGAGCUCUGGACUUGCCAGUACGCGACGGCGUCUCCCCCAAGCCAACCGCCGCUCCGCUUGCCGGUCAGGUCUUCAAUUUUGCGCGGGAUGAUGGUCUGUCUGCCAUCGUUGCUUCCGACAACACCUGUGGUUACGUCUCCGCUCUCCAGGGUGCUCACUACACCUGUAUCGGAAGCGACUACUCUUGCGCUCUCAUUCCCGGUGCUGGAUCGUCAACUGGUAAUGUUGGUUGCUGUAACACGAAGGCCUGUACCGUUCGCAGGGGAUGUGUCGACUAUGCGGCCUAUUACUCUUCCAGUGCUUGCGACGAUGCUUGCAGGGUUGAUGCGUUUACCGUGAAAUGUAUCAAUUCAGCCACACCUUACUGCAACACCAUCUCGUUCGACGGUGAUAUUGUUGAUUAUUGGUGCAAUAACGUAGCAAUUGCGACUGCCCAGGCAGCAUUCACAACCUACUCUGGCGGCCCAAAUAGGGUCUAUAAAACGACAGUCCUUUUCGAAGAAAGCUCAAGCUCGGCAUCCUCAUCGUCUUCGUCUUCGUCCUCGUCGUCCUCAACCUCGAGCUCAACUUCUUCAUCAGCUUCGAGCUCUUCAACGAGUGACAGCAGCAACGGCGGCAGCAGCAAGAAUGGUGGUGGAGCUCCCAUCGGGGCCAUUGUUGGCGGUGUCGUGGGUGGCGUAGCUGCCAUUGGAAUUAUUGGAAUAAUCGUCUGGCUCAUUCUCCGUAAGAAGAGGUCCAACGCCGAAAAGCCUGCUGCUGCCGCCGCUGCCCCAGCUGGAGCUUACGGUGGUCCUCCUCAAUAUCCUCCCCCCUCAGGCAAUGACAACGGCGCCUACCCACCCGUCUCGCAGAUUCCACCUCAAGGCCAACCUUACAACCCCAAUUCCGGCUUCUACGACCCCAAGUUUGUCGCCAGCGGUGGUCAGCCAAAUUACGCUGCAACAGGCCAGUACCCUCAAAAUGGGGGUGGUUAUAACCCAGGCUACGGACAGCCACCAUCGUCAACGUCUCCAACUCUGUCGCCUGGCGAUCCUCGCUCCGCUGUUUCAGGAACCAGCCCUAGCCCGUCAAACUUCCAACAACCCGGCUAUGCCCAGCCCCCCCCUACCAUUCAUGAAGCGCCUGCAAAUCCGGCCCAGACACACCGCGGACCUAUGCACGAAUUGGCUUAG
Messenger RNA from Clonostachys rhizophaga, 1263 nucleotides. NCBI's taxonomy places the organism in Eukaryota, Fungi, Ascomycota, Sordariomycetes, Hypocreales, Bionectriaceae. The record is from the annotation of a GenBank genome assembly.